CGAUUCACCGUGAUUGUCAUUUGAGUCACCGUGUUGAAAGCCCCCACCUCAUUUUAAUCUAGACACGCACCUGAUACCAAACUGACACCCCUUUGAAAUAAAACAUUCUAUGUUAGACAUGAUGCACUCUCAUCACAUACUUUGAGGCAUUUGACUAUAGCUCUUGAAAGUAAGCAAAACCCUAACAGGGGAAAUGGGUUGGUUUAACUACAACCACAAGCUGAAGAUUGACUUGUCAACCAAAUGUUUGCUUGUCAUUGAUUAAACUAAUUACUUGUCUUUGGAUGACAGUAAACUGUUCCAACUCUGGUCAAUGUUUGAGUCUCCCUAGUUAAGCAUGCACAUGCUUCUUCUAGUCCAAAGUUGUAUAUCAUUACUCGGGUUACCCAUUGCAUUUCCCUGUGUAGGCUCUGUGUUGCAAGACUAGAUUAGCAGUCAGUGUUCGCAAUACAAAACCACAGUACAGACGGACACCAAAUUCACCAGCGGUGUAGGCCCUUUCAUUACGCCGAUUCUGUUUUGCAACAGAAACCGUUUACUCCAAAAGGAAAACGUUUUGCACUGAAAACAAGAGUUUCUAUUGGACAGAUUCAGGAUGUCUCGGUAUACCGACGAGCCUCGUUUCACCAUUGAGCAGAUUGACCUGCUCCAGCGGCUGAGGAGGACAGGGAUGACCAAGCCAGAGCUCAUUCACGCCCUGGACAUCCUGGAAAGACUGGAUCACCAGCACGGACACAAGUUCGGACGCCGUCCCCAGCCCGCCUAUCAGGGACCGACGCCCAAUUACAACACUAAUUCAACAUCUUCUUCGGCGUCCUCAUCAACGUCCACGACCGCCACACAGACUGGUUACCUGGAGAAUGGGAGUGGAAGUGGUGGGAAUGGCCUGUCGCCAUCGCCUAGCAACAACUAUGAUAUGUCACCGCCCCCUCCGGCGGUUGUAUCCGACCCGGUUGCUAUGGCAGUGGUGGCGCAGAACGGGCAUGGGGUUGGUGGCGGCGAUGAGCUGGUUGCCAUGACGAACGGGAAGUUGUCUCCACCACGGUUUCCUGACAGUGUAGGCGCGGUGAGUGGCGGCGUGACGGGGAGCGGCUACGGGUUUGAAGCCAGCGAGGAGGAACUCGACGUGGACGACAAAGUUGAGGAACUCCUGAGAAGGGACAGUGCCAUAAUCAAGGAGGAGAUCAAGGCAUUCCUGGGGAACAGGCGCAUCUCUCAGGCAGUGGUGGCUCAGGUCACAGGUAUCAGUCAGAGUCGUAUCUCCCAUUGGCUGCUGCAGCAGGGCUCGGACCUUAGCGAACAGAAGAAGAGGGCCUUCUACCGCUGGUACCAGCUGGAGAAGACCACCCCUGGUGCAACUCUGACGAUGCGACCAGCCCCCUUGGCUCUGGAGGACGUGGUGGAGUUGCGGCAGACUCCGCCCCCUAUAAGCUCCACCCCCGGGAGCUUCCGUCUGCGCAGAGGCAGUCGCUUUACCUGGAGGAAAGAAUGUCUGUCUGUGAUGGAGAGUUACUUCAAUGAGAACCAGUACCCUGAUGAAGCUAAAAGAGAGGAGAUCUCUAACGCCUGCAACGCUGUCAUCCAGAAACCAGGGAAGAAGCUGUCUGAUCUGGAGAAGGUCACGUCUCUGAAGGUCUACAACUGGUUCGCCAACCGCCGCAAAGAGAUCAAGAGACGUGCCAACAUAGAAGCAGCAAUCCUGGAGAGCCAUGGGAUUGAAGUCCAGAGCCCUGGAGGACACUCCAACAGCGACGAAAUCGACGGGAAUGACUUCUCUGACCAGGGCUGUGAGGUUCCUCUGUUUGAGAAGAGAGCUGUGACCAGACCUUUCAGUCUCAGUCGACGAGACCUGUCCUCUCCCACACAGGUUCCCACCCUGCUGCCAAGCUGGCUGGCGGCUUGGCCCGGCUCGGGCAGGGGGGGCUUGGCCGUCCAGAGGGCCAGCUCUCUGAUUUGCCGAUCCUUGCUCUCGGGAGCGAGUCUCGCUCAGGGGGCGGGGACAGAGGGUUCCAGACUGACGGGUGUGUCCUGGUCUGCCCCCUCCCCCCCCUCCCUCCAGGACAACUCCUCCACCAAUCACAGCAAUGCCCAGGAGCACCAGGAUCCCAUCACUCUCGCAGUGGAGAUGGCGGCCGUCAAUCAUAGCAUCCUCGCCCUGGCCACGCAGGCGGGGGGAGGAUUGGCCCUGGGCGGGACAGGCAAUGACAUCAAGACCGAGGUGGUGGAGCCCAACUAGGGGGGGGGGACUGUGGAUGA
Molecule: messenger RNA, 2256 nt
Organism: Oncorhynchus gorbuscha (pink salmon)
Lineage: Eukaryota; Metazoa; Chordata; Actinopteri; Salmoniformes; Salmonidae
Product: homeobox-containing protein 1-like
Exons: 10
Coding region: 596-2236 (546 amino acids)
Biological process (GO): positive regulation of DNA-templated transcription
Cellular component (GO): nucleus
Molecular function (GO): double-stranded telomeric DNA binding
Source: RefSeq, a predicted model, not a curated record